AUGACGAUUUCUUCUGAUGAGCUCACGACAGAAAUAUUUUUCCCUGAUGACCUCAUAAUAGAAAUUCUGUCAUGGCUUCCUUUGAAGAGUGUUAUGCGAUUUAAAUGCGUUUCCAAGUCAUGGAAUUCUCUUAUCAUCGAUCCUUACUUUGUGAAAUUACACCGUAAAAGAUCCAUUAUCUUACAAAUGGAGUUGAGGAAGACAGUCAAAACUUACGCAGCCAGGGGAAAAAAUCAUAUGCUUAAUGCUAUUACGAAUUCUCGGAACGAAAGACGUUAUGGUGUCUCCAGGAAGGAAGCAGAACGCGGCCGCGAAUGUUUCCGUGUGGCACAUACUGCUGCCAUGAAAGAAGCUCUAAUGGAGGAAACAGCAUAUUACCGCCCCAGCAACCGUGUGGCAGAAGAAGAUCGCCCUAGUCUUCUAUGGUGCAUGCUCGGCGUCGUCGGUUUACUUUUGCUCAUGGCGGCGUCGUAA
Vigna radiata var. radiata (mung bean) is the source of this 474-nucleotide messenger RNA. Its product is annotated as F-box/kelch-repeat protein At3g23880-like. Gene Ontology annotation, molecular function: protein binding. The record is from RefSeq and is a predicted model, not a curated record. Bases 1 to 474 code for a protein of 157 amino acids. Lineage: Eukaryota; Viridiplantae; Streptophyta; Magnoliopsida; Fabales; Fabaceae. The transcript has a single exon.